Messenger RNA from Thlaspi arvense, 435 nucleotides. NCBI's taxonomy places the organism in Eukaryota, Viridiplantae, Streptophyta, Magnoliopsida, Brassicales, Brassicaceae. The record is from the annotation of a GenBank genome assembly.
AAAGGUCGCAUCUUUGAGAAGACAAUGGCUCGUACGAAGCAAACCGCUAGAAAAUCCACCGGAGGUAAAGCUCCCAGGAAGCAGCUUGCCACCAAGGCGGCAAGGAAAUCUGCGCCGACCACCGGAGGAGUGAAGAAGCCCCAUCGUUACCGUCCCGGAACCGUCGCUCUUCGUGAGAUUAGGAAAUACCAGAAGAGUACGGAGUUGCUGAUCCGCAAACUUCCUUUCCAGAGACUUGUUCGUGAAAUCGCCCAGGACUUCAAGACGGAUCUGAGGUUUCAGAGCCACGCGGUGUUAGCUCUUCAGGAGGCGGCGGAGGCAUACCUUGUGGGUCUGUUUGAGGACACCAACCUCUGCGCGAUUCACGCUAAAAGGGUUACAAUCAUGCCCAAGGACAUUCAAUUGGCCAGACGGAUUCGUGGAGAACGCGCUUAA